AUGGCUGACAAGACCCUCCGCAAAUUCGCUGCUACCUCCGCUGACAACAUGGCCACUGGGCCGCAAAUCAACAUGGGAGACGUGGAUUUCGAUCUGAAGUCCAGCCUCAUUACGAUGGCGCAGGCUAGCCUAUUCUGCGACAAGCCUAAUGAGCAUGCCAAUGCACAUCUGCAACAGUUCCGGAGAUCUUCAGCAUAUGUUGUAAGGUUUCUCAUUGAACAAGGUGAUGCUUUUCGUGCAUAUGAUGAAUCUAAUACUUCCCUUGCUGCUUUUUGUGGACAUGAUGAAUCUGAUACUUCCCUUCCCUCAGCAAGGGACCUUACUAAACCUUGUGCAAAAAAGGUGACAGCAGUGAUUAUGGAUGAGAUUGGAGAUAGAAAUUUAUGUGCGCUUAUUGAUGAGUCUCGAGAUGUAUCAAUUAAGGAGCAAAUGGGUGUCAUCUUGAGAUUUGUGAAUGAUGAAGGAAAAGUGAUGGAGAGGUUUCUUGAUCUUCAACAUAUUGAGAGAUGUACCGCUAUUGCUUUGAAGGAAGCUUUAUUUGGUUGCCUUGUUGCAAAGCAUCAUGAUGUAUUGUUAGAAAAGGUGGAGAAUGGUGAGAUUACCACUAGAAGUGGUCUGAACCAAGAAAGUAGCCUAGCUAGGCCUGGAGAUACUAGAUGGGGGUCACAUUUUAAAACUUUGUUUCGUAUUUUGGUAAUGUGGGAGGCUAUCAUAGAUGUACUUGAGAUUGUUAGGAAAGAUUCUACUAAACCAACAUUUAAUGGUGGAGCAUUUGGUUUGAUGGGUAAAAUGCAAAGGUUUGAUUUUGUAUUCAUCAUGCAUUUGGUGAUAGACAUGUUGAGCAUUACAGAUGACUUGUCACGUGCUUUGCAAAGAAAGGACCAAGAUAUUGUUGAGGCAAUGAGUUUGCUCAAGGAUGUGAAAGAGCUCUUGCAGGAGAAUGGAUGGGAACCAUUAUUGAAUAGGGGGAUUUCAUUCUAUAAUAAACAUGUGAUUAAAGUGCCAAAAAUGGACAAGGAAGUAAAUGAAAGAGGGGCAUCUACACGUCGAAGGCACAAGGUAACAAAUAAGCAUUACUAUCAUGUUGAGAUCUAUCUUGCAGCCAUCGAUGCCAUUUUGGUUGAAAUGAAUCAUCGCUUUAGUGAAGUUAGUUCAGAGCUAUUAGUAUGCAUGUCAUCUCUUAAUCCACAUAAUUCCUUCUCCAAUUUUGAUGUGGAUAAGCUUGUGAAGCUUGCUGAAAUUUAUGUUGAAGCUUGCUGA
Molecule: messenger RNA, 1260 nt
Organism: Oryza sativa Japonica Group (Japanese rice)
Lineage: Eukaryota; Viridiplantae; Streptophyta; Magnoliopsida; Poales; Poaceae
Source: RefSeq, a predicted model, not a curated record